UUUACAUGAUAAAUCAUUUUUGUAUUUAUAAUGCAAUUAUAAAUAAAUGUAGAGUGAAUAGAAUCGGCUAAGUACAAAUUCAAGUGGAUCGGUUGAUAUAGGUUAAUUGUUAAAAAAGUACAAAUAAGCAAACACAAAAUUGAGUCCAUUACCAUUGGAAUAAUUUGAAUAGGUAGCCUUAGAUAGUAAAAUUGAUCUUUUAUAACAAUUGCCAGACAAUGAUAUAACUUAAUUUUUAGGAUUUAAAGAACUCAAUUAGGGAGCUGUAAGUGAAUUAAAACGUUCAUUAUUAUAAUCAAAAAGAAUGUGGAAUAAUUAUAGUUAGACAUUAUUUACUGAAGAAUAGUCAGAUUAACAAAAAUAUUAUACAUCUAGAAAAAUGUAAUUAAUUCAUAAUCGAGAUACAUUCAGAUAAAUCAAAGAAAAAUAUAAGAAACAAGAAGAAACAUAAAUUGAAGAAGUAAGAAAAUACUUUUAAAAAAUUCAAUCAAAAAGUCCAGGAGUGAAAUCAUAUCCUUCAUUAUAAUAUUAAGACUUAUAGAGGAUUGAAUAAAUACGUAGAUAGAUAAGGUAGGGUAAUUAAAGUGAAUUAAUAACUAAAAGUAAAGAUGCUGAAUAAUUAUAAAGAAGAUUAAAUGAAUCGUUAAUCAACGAAAUUAAAAUAAAGAAAUAAUGUGUAUAUAUAUAUAAAGAUACUAAUUUAAAUUGGUAGCCAUGUUCUAGAAAUGCAAGUACAAUGUUAUCUUAUGAUCAUAAAUUAUAUUUAUAUGGAGGAGCAGGUUCUAAAUAAACUGAAGAUUUUUGUUAUGCAAAUAUUGACAAAUGUAAUAAAGAUAUUAAUUAAUUGUUUUUAGAAAAAUAUAAAUGGAAUUAAAUUAAAUUAGAUGAAAAGUAAUCAAAUGGAUAUCGAGGUAAUCAUUCAGCAGCAAUAUAUAAAAAUUUUAUGAUCAUAUUUGGUGGUGAAGUACAUUAAAUAGUUAAUGAUAAAAGAAUAAGUAGUGAAAUAACCAGUGAUAUUAAAAUAAUUAAUUUAAGUAAUCAAAUUCUAAUUAUUAUUUUAGUUACCUAUGAAUUGAAAGUAUUCAAAUAGACUGGCAUAAUACCUCCAAGAAAAUGUCAUAUAGCAGAAGUCAUUGGAAGAAAUAUGAUUAUUUAAGGAGGGAUUGAUAUUAAAGGAUAAUAUUUAAGAGAUGUAAUAGCUUAUGAUAUUGGUACACAAAGAUGGUCUUAAGUUUUAACAGAAUAACAUGUUUGUUUUCCUGAUGGAGUAGCUUUUCAUAAAUCUUGUGCAGUCUUUCAUAAUACCCAAAUAGAAUUAUAUAAAAAUGAUCCUGAAAUUAAAUUCAAUUAUUAAGGACUCUUUAUAUUUGGUGGUUUUGAUAAAAAUGGUCAUUAUUUAGAUAAAAUGAUUAAAAUAGAUAUCACUACUAAACCUAUUAAUUUUGAAUAGGUUUAGACUAAAGGACUUUCACCAAGUAAAUUUUUAUUUUACUUUUAGUUGGUCGUUGUUAACAUUCUAUGAAUUAUUUAGAACAAUAUUAAAUUAUUGUUAUAUAUGGAGGUAAAAACGAUGAUCUUAAUAUUAAUGGUUUUUUAAAUGAUAUUCAUUUACUUGAUAUGAAAACUUUAACUUGGAUUAAUGUUGAAAUUAAAGGAAAUUAAGUUGCUGGUAGAUGUGGACAUACUUCUGCUUGUAUAGACUCUAAAUUAUAUAUCUUUGGCGGUUGUAAUUAUUCAGGUUUUCUUAAAAGCGAUCUUCUUAUUAUUGAAUUGGAUCCUAUUCAAGCAUAAUAAUUUGGAUAAUAAGAUAUAAUUAUUGAAAAGCCAAGAAAAUCCUAAUUAAAAGUUACAUUUAAGAAAUAAAUACAAAAAGAUCACAUUUAAGAAAUUAAAGAAAAAAUAGAUUAAAUAUGUUUGAAGCCUUAAAAAUAAAGUCUAUUCUUACCAAAACCAAGAAGAUUAAGUGAUUUACUUAAUUCAUUAAAUUUAAAAGAACUUAUCUCAUAAAAUUAACAAGAUAAAGAUAAAGAAUAAUAAAAAUCAAGUAGAGGUUCAAAUAGGUAAUCACCAAGAAAAGAAACUCCUAGAAUUCCUAUUAAAAAUAUUAAAAGAACUCUGACAACAAUAAUUAAUUCAAGUUGA
Paramecium sonneborni is the source of this 2142-nucleotide messenger RNA. The record is from the annotation of a GenBank genome assembly. Lineage: Eukaryota; Ciliophora; Oligohymenophorea; Peniculida; Parameciidae.